AUACAAUCAAAAAUAUCGACAUAUACAGUGAAUUUCCUCUUAGCGGACAGCUCUCAAAACUGGACAUGUCCUAUUAAUGGACAGUAUUUUUUGUCACGAGAUUUUAAAGAACAAUUUCCUAUAAAAUAAAUUCUCAUUAGCGGACGCUCUGUCGGACAGACAAGGACAAAAAUUUUCAACCCCAAAACGCGCAAAAAUGACCGUUACGUUACUCUAGGAAAAAAUCAUGCCACUAAGUAACUACGUAUGUAUUGUUUUAGUACCGUCUUGUAAUUGAAGCAGGUGACAUGGCGCCCGUUAGAAACUUUUUAACGCUGAGGCAAAAAAAUGGAGGUUGUAAAUAUUGCAGAACAGGAAAGUUUAAAUGGCCGUAAACUGGGAGAAAGGUUUAAUAUAAGUAAAAGUCAAGCGGCGGAGAUGGUAAAAAAUAAAGAAAUUAUUCGAAGACAAUGGCAAUCGGGAGAAAAUUUAGAUCAGAAAUCAGCAAAAUUGAAAGGUGAAGCUGCCCAAAUAGAUCGAGUUUGUUUUGAGUGGUUUGCCCGCGCAAGAAAUCAAAAAAUUCCCAUCUCAGGGCCCCUAAUAAAAACGAAGGCGAAAGAAGUAGCAAUUGAAUUGGGGCAUCGCAAUUUCAGCGCAUCUGAUGGUUGGCUGAAUAAGUGGAGAAGAAGGCAUUAUAUAAGCUUUAAGUCCAUCUCAGGGGAGUCGGCAGAUGUAAACCAAGAAGAUGUGAAUCAGUUCUUAGAAAGGCUACCAGGAAUGUUGCAAGGAUAUAGGCCAAAGGACAUCUAUAACGUAGAUGAGAGCGGUUUAUUUUUUAGAGCUUUGCCAGAUAAAACUUUAAUGCUUAAAGGUGAGAAGUGCACAGGAGGCAAAAUGUCAAAAGAACGAUUAACCAUACUAUUUUGCGCCAAUAUGGCUGGUGACAAAGAAAAGCUUUUGGUUAUUGGAAAAGCUGCGCGCCCACGAGCCUUAAAAAAUUUACCACUUAAGAGUUUGCCGGCUACAUGGACAUCAAAUAAAAAAGUUUGGAUGACAAGAAUUAUCAUGACAAACUGGCUUUUGGACAUCGAUAAAGAAUAAGAGUGGGUUGUCAAAAACGAAAAAUUUUACUUUUUCUUGAUAAUGCCGGUUCACACCCAAGAGAAGUUAACCUUAAAAAUAUUAAAAUACUUUUUUUACCUCCCAACACAACUUCUGUAUGUCAGCCCAUGGACCAAGGUAUAAUACAAAAUUUUAAAUUAUUUUAUAGAAGCCAGAUUUUAAAGCACAUCCUAUCAAAAAUGGAUGAUGUAUCGUCUGCUUUAGAUUUAUCAAAAUCGAUUAACAUUUUGGAGGCAUUAUAUUUUAUGAAGAACGCCUGGAAUAGCUUUCCAAAAAUCACCUCAAGGAGAUACUCGAGCAGAAGACUAUGAUCCAAAACAUGACUUACCUUUGGCAACUUUAGCGGAAUUCUGGAAAAACUGUCAGGAAGUUGGCCAAAUUUCUAAGGCAUUAGAUACUGACUUUAUUAUAUUGGACCAAGAACUUCAUACGGAGAAAACAUUUGAAGGAGGUCUAGAAACCAUUGCUGAUGAGGUACAAAAUACAAUUUUGCUGGAAAGUGAUAGUGAAGAAAAGGAAGAAGAGGAAGAAAGGGAAGAAGCUUUGAGUACUGUGAAUUCUUAUUAAAAUGUGUUGAUGAUCUAAAAAAAAUUACAAAAAAUGAUUUUGUCGCUUUUGAACACCUUAAAAAUAUCGAAUCGCAUUUUCAAACCUGAUGCCUUUUUCAGGAAAAAAUGAAAAGGAAGAAGCAGGCAAAAAUAUCUGACUUAUUUAAGGUAUAAGAUCUGAAAUUUGCAACAAAUUUUUAAGGAUCUUAAAUUUCAGUUUUCUUUUUCUGGUAUUUAAGGUAGCAAUGUACAGGGUGUUUCAAAUUCGUGCCACAUCAUUGGGAUUUCGGAAACGGUAAGAGAUACAGGGUCGGUUAAAUUGGGGCAAAGUUGCGUAUUCUUAUGCUUAACAAAAUGCCGUUUUAAAAUUUAAAAAAUUCCGACUACGUACGAAGUUAUUCGGAAAAUACCGAAAUUUUGGAAAAUCGUUUUUAUUUUUUUGUGAGGUUAUUUGAAAACAUAUUUUAAAAUAAUUGACACUUUAUUAUUGUCACUUUUUCUCCUCUACCAGAUGGCGUCGUCAAAUUU
Messenger RNA from Anthonomus grandis grandis, 2177 nucleotides. Its product is annotated as tigger transposable element-derived protein 6-like. The record is from RefSeq and is a predicted model, not a curated record. Lineage: Eukaryota; Metazoa; Arthropoda; Insecta; Coleoptera; Curculionidae. The coding region runs from base 328 to 1080 and encodes 250 amino acids. Gene Ontology annotation, cellular component: nucleus. Gene Ontology annotation, molecular function: DNA binding. The transcript has 2 exons.